CUCAGAACAGGGCUGUGGACUGCAGUAUCUAGUUUCUGCUACCUAUUUCUGCCUUGCUGCAUCAUAGGAGAAGCAUACUGGCCUCUCCUGGUCCAAUGGAUUGAAAAUAGAAAGCUCGUGGUUUUUUUCCCCUUGAAAAGACCCUUUUUUAUGUCUGAGUGAAAGUGGUCUGCAGCCUGUAGCCUUAGAGAAGGCUCUCUGGCAGCUGGAUAGCUGGGACUGCAUUGUCUGCCUUCAUGACCCCCGCUGUGUAAAGGCUUCAUAUCUUCCCUUUCUCUUCUUCUUCAAAUCUAUUAAACCCAUAUCUGAGGACAGCCAUGUUUGGUACGGAAUCCUCAUUGAGUAUGUUUUUGAACACAUUAACGCCUAAAUUCUAUGUUGCCUUGACGGGCACAUCCUCCCUGAUCUCAGGGCUAAUAUUGAUAUUUGAGUGGUGGUAUUUUCGAAAGUAUGGAACAUCAUUCAUUGAGCAGGUAUCUGUCAGCCAUUUGCGACCCUUGUUGGGAGGAGUUGACAACAACACAACAAGCAACUCCAACACCAGUAAUGGUGAUGCAGAUUCCAGUCGACAAAGUGUAUCAGAAUGUAAAGUGUGGCGGAAUCCACUAAAUUUAUUUAGAGGAGCAGAAUAUAACAGGUACACAUGGGUGACAGGAAGAGAACCUUUAACAUAUUAUGAUAUGAAUCUUUCAGCACAAGACCAUCAAACUUUCUUCACAUGCGAUACUGAUCAUGUGCGGCCAGCAGAUGCAAUUAUGCAAAAAGCCUGGCGAGAAAGGAACCCACAAGCAAGGAUUUCUGCUGCACAUGAAGCAUUAGAAUUAACUGAAUGUGCUACUGCAUUUAUUCUCCUCGCUGAAGAAGAAGCAACUACUAUAGUGGAAGCAGAAAAGCUUUUUAAGCAGGCACUUAAGGCUGGAGAAGGAUGUUACAGGCGCAGUCAGCAGUUACAGCAUCAUGGAGCACAGUAUGAAGCACAGCACAGGCGUGACACAAAUGUACUUGUGUACAUUAAAAGACGUUUAGCAAUGUGUGCACGAAAACUGGGAAGAACCAGAGAAGCUGUGAAAAUGAUGAGGGAUUUAAUGAAGGAGUUCCCAUUGCUUAGUAUGUUCAACAUUCAUGAGAACCUGUUAGAAGCACUGCUGGAACUGCAGGCUUAUGCCGAUGUACAAGCAGUUUUAGCAAAGUAUGAUGAUAUAAGCUUACCAAAAUCAGCAACAAUAUGCUACACAGCUGCCUUGCUCAAAGCAAGAGCAGUAUCAGACAAAUUUUCCCCAGAAGCCGCAUCUCGGCGAGGGCUCAGCACAGCAGAAAUGAAUGCUGUAGAAGCCAUUCACAGAGCAGUAGAAUUUAAUCCACAUGUGCCAAAAUAUCUUUUAGAAAUGAAAAGUUUAAUCCUGCCCCCUGAGCACAUCCUGAAGAGAGGGGACAGUGAAGCAAUAGCUUAUGCUUUCUUUCACCUCCAGCACUGGAAAAGGGUAGAAGGAGCUUUAAAUCUCUUACACUGUACGUGGGAAGGGACAUUCAGAAUGAUCCCAUACCCACUUGAAAAAGGUCACCUCUUCUACCCAUAUCCCAUUUGCACAGAAACCGCAGACAGAGAAUUACUGCCUUCUUUUCAUGAAGUUUCAGUGUACCCAAAGAAGGAGCUUCCCUUUUUCAUUCUGUUCACUGCAGGUCUCUGCUCCUUCACAGCCAUGCUGGCCCUUCUUACACACCAGUUUCCAGAGCUCAUGGGAGUCUUUGCAAAAGCCUUCCUGAGUACCCUCUUUGCCCCUUUAAACUUUGUCAUGGAGAAAGUGGAAAGCAUCCUUCCUUCCAGUCUGUGGCACCAGCUCACCCGGAUCUGAGACCCCCGCAGCACGGACAUAUUGCCAUGACAUGUUACCUGCCAACUUUUUGUUGACUAGAGUAAAGCAUGAUAAAAAGGGAAACCAUUACCUGGAAAUGAAUGGACUGUAUGUUCUCAUAUACAAACUGUUUUUGUUGUAAAAAGAAAAGAAGUUUGGUUUAUUCUAUUUUUCCUUCAGUAAAAAAACAAAAAAAAAAAAGAAGAAAAAGAAAAACAGAUCUUCAGAAUAAAAUUUUGUGUAUGGCA
Messenger RNA from Xenopus tropicalis (tropical clawed frog), 2101 nucleotides. It is a transcript of the gene st7, whose product is annotated as suppression of tumorigenicity 7. Gene Ontology annotation, cellular component: membrane. The record is from RefSeq and is a predicted model, not a curated record. The transcript has 15 exons. NCBI's taxonomy places the organism in Eukaryota, Metazoa, Chordata, Amphibia, Anura, Pipidae. The coding region runs from base 318 to 1853 and encodes 511 amino acids.